UAACACAGCCGCUACAGUUUGAACUGAAACGUCACGAAAGCAAGAUAUCAAUUUGUUUAUUUUAUUUGAUGUGCUAGAAUUCCAACAAAUUUGAACCAAAUCGAAAUUGUUUGUUGAAAAACUUAUUUUACGAUCGAUUUAAAGCAUUUGAGAAGAAAAUUGCUGUUGAAAAGUUCUUAUUUCGAUUUAAUUUGAAUCUAAUAGAUUGUUGGACCAAUCUUUACCGAAUAAACGAAGCGAAAGAUGCUCUCCCGAUUGGCGUGUAGUGGUCGAACACUAGUUUCGUCUCCACUUUUGCAAUCUGCUUUACAGCAGGUUCCAAGACGACAGCCGGUUAUACGGCAAUAUGCUCGCGAUGUCAAAGGAGGAGGAGGAGGAUCGAGUUGGACGACUCGAGCGGAAAGACAAACUCUUGGCGAACGAGCAAUGGCUCCACCAGGCCCGAAUGCUUAUUCCUUGGGUAAGGGAGCUCUAGCGGGUGGAGCUGCGCUAGGUAUUGGAGCCUUAUGCUUCUACGGACUGGGGCUAGGCAGUGGGACCAGCACGUUGGAUAAUUCUCAUGCAUGGCCGGAGUUCGUGAAGGAACGUAUCAGAGACACUUAUUUAUAUUUUGGAGGAUCGUUGGCAAUAUCGGCUGCCAGUGCGAUGGCCGUGUUUCGUAAUCCAACAUUGUUGAAUCUGGUUUCGAGAAAUGGUUGGAUGUCAAUCCUCGGAACAUUUGCGUUGAUGAUCGGUUCUGGUAUGUUGGCUCAGUCAAUCCCAUACAGUCCUGGAUUCGGCACCAAACAAGUUGCGUGGAUGACACACUCAGCUAUACUGGGAGCAGUAAUCGCCCCGAUUUGUUUCAUCGGUGGACCGCUCAUUACUAGGGCUGUCUGGUAUACAGCUGGCGUUGUUGGUGGACUGACCACUGUUGCCGUCUGUGCUCCAAGUGACAAGUUUCUCUACAUGGGAGGCCCUCUCGCGAUUGGUCUAGGGGUGGUCUUUGCCUCCUCGAUGGCUUCAAUGUUUUUACCUCCAACGACGGCUCUCGGGGCAGGAAUAGCAUCUCUAUCGCUUUAUGGAGGACUUUUGCUUUUUAGUGGAUUUUUGCUGUACGACACGCAGAAAAUUGUGAAGCGUGCCGAGCUGUAUCCAUUGUACGCGGCGCGACCGUUCGAUCCAGUCAAUUCGGCAAUGUCUAUCUACAUGGAUACAAUGAAUAUCUUCAUCAGGAUUGCUACUAUACUGGCAGGUGGAGGUGGAAACAGGCGGAAGUAAAAUGUCCAUUACCGCACAAAAUUAUUCAAAUGUAUAAACAUGAAAAAUAUAGAAGCUUUAACUUAUAGUAGCUGGUAUUGGCGUUAUACCGCUUGAAAAAAUGCUGUGAAAACAUUGGCGCAUGCCAUGAGUUACACUAUAAGAAAAAUAAAUUUGAAAAAAAAUGAUUUCACGUUCACUCAA
This is a messenger RNA of Toxorhynchites rutilus septentrionalis, 1443 nucleotides long. Its product is annotated as growth hormone-inducible transmembrane protein-like. The transcript is spliced from 4 exons. Lineage: Eukaryota; Metazoa; Arthropoda; Insecta; Diptera; Culicidae. The record is from RefSeq and is a predicted model, not a curated record. Bases 244 to 1260 code for a protein of 338 amino acids. Gene Ontology annotation, cellular component: mitochondrial inner membrane.